UGCGAAGUCAAAAUUGAGUAUAGUUUAGUGCGUAGACGUUGGAAAGUAUUAAAUGCAAGGAUUUAUUAGACUUUUGGAAAGGGACUCUUGAGAAGGGUUUACCUAAGGUCCUAAGCCCAGCCGUGCUUGGGGACUAAAUUUUCCAAUUAACCUAUUCAAUUUGCAAUUUAUUUUGGAUCACCACCUUCAACCAAUUUAUGCAAACCUUGCUAAACUCUUGCAAAACAGUUUGUUCUCUCUCUGUCAGGAACCAAAAGAUUUCCCGCCUAAAGUCGUUAGAAGCCUAAGUAACUAACUGAAACCCAAGCCUUAUUACUUCAUCAGCUCCUAGCAAGAAAACACUUGAAACGUUUUUCUCCAUCUCUAUAUUCUGCAAAUUUCUCUUUUUUUGUCUCUCUUAAGCAGCUUGAAGAAAAGCAAUCUCCUGAAAGAUGAUCCGACCUAGUCAUCUUCCGGUUUCGGUUCCAUGGGGUAACGAUGCCAAGAAGGAAAGAGGGGGCUUCCAGUCUCGAGUGUUUCCAUUGGCGGAGAGGUGGAUCCAUGUUAUUCCUGUGAUCGUCCUGCUCUGCUUCUUCAUUCUCUGGUGGUUGUCUUGUCCGGUGAAUGUGGAGAUCAAGGAUGGCAGAAUUGUGGCUAUACAUCGUGUUGAUAUGCAAUUGCCUCUUACUAAUUCUCAGAUUGAUGUGGCCAUCCUGGCGUCAGCUACAUCACCAAUUGCCUCAGUCCCACAGAAUCUCACAGGGAAUUUAUUCUGAAGCAGAUCUAGGGAGUAAGAGCAAAUGAAGAAUCAUUGCUUCUGAUUAGAAAAUAGUUUUAAGGAAUUCUCUUUUCUGUCAGUGUUGUAGUUACGUAGAGAUAGAACAUUUGCUCUAUCAUCAACAAACCAAAGAGAUAGUAAGGAAUAUAACUGUCCUUGAUUUUGUUUGCAUUGAAAUUACACAUGUAAACACCAUCAAGUGAAAAGAAUGAAUCAUGUAUUUGAUAAUGUGGUUCAAAGUUUGCUUUCCUGAGCCUGUUGGAUUACUUCCUCGAGAUUACGUCUGACCUCUGUUUUUCUAGACACCCAUAGCAUUAUCUUAUUCCUGUAUGCUGUAAGCCUUGGGCCAUUGUAAAAAAGAAGGUAGAAAAUCAUUAAACAAUGACCUAUGAUGAUCCCUUUUUCGGCCGUAAUUCACUAAUCUCACCCUCUCUGCAAUUUCCCACAGAUAAAACCAUUGUGUUAUUUUUAUCUGUUGGAAGAACUCUGCAACAAUCCCUCCUUGGCGACUGUAAAACGAAUAUUGGGGGUUCCGU
Durio zibethinus is the source of this 1293-nucleotide messenger RNA. Its product is annotated as Serine/Threonine-kinase RLCKVII protein. The record is from RefSeq and is a predicted model, not a curated record. Lineage: Eukaryota; Viridiplantae; Streptophyta; Magnoliopsida; Malvales; Malvaceae.